AUGGCUGAGGAGCUUCUCGAUAAAAUUCGCGAUGUCGUCGACGGCCCCAUUGAUUUCGAGGGUCAGAGGCGCGCCGAGACCUUCGCAACGCUCUUGCUUGCCGUGUCUGGGCUGGUGGCAUUCAACAUCGGAUACCACUACCAAGACAUUCAGAAGGCUGUUUAUAUCGGGUUAGGUGGUACCGUCCUGACAUUCCUCCUUGUGGUGCCGCCUUGGCCAUUCUACAAUAAAAGUCCUGUCAAAUGGCUGCCGGCCGGCGCAGGGUGGCAACAAGGCUAG
Hirsutella rhossiliensis is the source of this 279-nucleotide messenger RNA. RefSeq names its product microsomal signal peptidase 12 kDa subunit (SPC12) domain-containing protein. The transcript is spliced from 3 exons. NCBI's taxonomy places the organism in Eukaryota, Fungi, Ascomycota, Sordariomycetes, Hypocreales, Ophiocordycipitaceae. Gene Ontology annotation, biological process: protein targeting to ER. The coding region runs from base 1 to 279 and encodes 92 amino acids. The record is from RefSeq and is a predicted model, not a curated record. Gene Ontology annotation, cellular component: endoplasmic reticulum membrane; signal peptidase complex.